Molecule: messenger RNA, 1109 nt
Organism: Orbicella faveolata
Lineage: Eukaryota; Metazoa; Cnidaria; Anthozoa; Scleractinia; Merulinidae
Product: beta-galactosidase-1-like protein 2
Source: RefSeq, a predicted model, not a curated record
AGUCUACUGCAGGCAAUGAAAACUUCUUUUCUUGUAGUUAUAACUUACGAUGUGGAAACAUUUCAGCUUAUGAUAAAUGAAGGCAUCUCAGAGCUGUUGUUUACAUCAGAUAAUGUAUGGCAAAUGGAGGCAUCAUACUAUCCUGAGCUACCAGGAGCGCUGAAGACUGCCAAUUUCCAGAGUGAUGAGAUCAGUAAUCUUAACAGGCUUAAGAAGCUACAGGUAGAUUACGAUGCUCCAUUGUCUGAAGCUGGUGACAUCACUGAGAAGUUCCAGGCAUUGAAAGAAGUUAUUGAAAAAUACAAUCCUGAUGUCGACAAAGAAGUUUCAUUUAACGAGAACCACAAGAGGACAACAUAUGGUAAGGACAUUGAUAAUAUAAACAUGAAGCUACUGAUGCAACAAGUUAGAAGGGAGCAGGGAUGCACAUGGUCCCAGGUUUUCCUUGACUUCCAACUGAUCCACACAACUGACUCAGUGGAACAAGACAAAUCUUACAUUGACGAAAAAGAACUUUCGAAAGUUACAAUAAAACUUCAAAAUGACCAAAUACACAAUGAAAAGGGUUCUAAAAUUCAGCUUGAUAUUCUUGUUGAAAACAUGGGGCGCGUGAACUUUUGGACAUUCAUGAACAAACAACGGAAAGGCAUACUUGGUGAUGUUCUGGUAGAUGGAGAAAAACAAAGAGGCUGGAAAAUCUACCCAAUGGACUUCAAGGGAGACUUUUUCAAGAGAAUAAGUAGAGAAUCAGAUUGGACGAAAAUGAAAGAAGGAGAGUUACCCUCCAUACCAUCACUAUACCGUGGAACAUUUGAGGUGACAGAGGAACCUAAAGACACAUUCCUGCACAUGAAAGGUUGGACCAAAGGCGUGUGCUUCAUUAAUGGACAUAACCUAGGCAGGUACUGGCAAAUAGGGCCACAAGAGACGCUAUAUCUCCCAGCACCAUGGUUAAACAAGGGACAUAAUGAGUUGCUGGUGUUUGAAUUGGAGAAAUGUGAAGUUCCCGAUGUUUCAUUUGUCACAGAGCCAAAGCUCACUGGGGAACCUGUUUUCAGACAGUAAACAUGACAUUGCGAACAGAAUGCCACGAGUAUUUUACAGUUUUU